Molecule: messenger RNA, 570 nt
Organism: Symbiodinium natans
Lineage: Eukaryota; Dinophyceae; Suessiales; Symbiodiniaceae
Source: the annotation of a GenBank genome assembly
AUGAUUUUGCUUUUGGAACAAACUGAGACCAAGGAUCACGUCAAGCAACAGACCAAGGAUCACGACACCCGGCUUCAGAGCCUCCUUAAGAAGCUCUUUGACGAGCCUCAGAACGAAGGUGCAACGUGCUUGUACGUGAGCUGUCAAGAGAACCAGCUCGCCUGCGUGGAAUUUUUGGUGGCCAUCAAAGCCGAUCUCAAUAGGCCAACCGACCGCGGGUUCACGCCCGUGGAGAUUGCAGUGCUGAAGGGCAAUGAGGACAUAGUUGAGCAUCUUCUGCAAGCAGGCGCAGCAAUCAAGAGGGCCGGCGAACCGGCACAGAAGGGCGCCAGCCGGCCGCGGACUACGCCCCUACUCCUGGCUGCACAACAGAAGAGCCUCAACGCAGUCAAACUUCUCCUGAAGGCGAACGCUGAUCCCAAUGAGGUCUCCCAAAAAGGUUGUUCCCCGCUGAUAAAGGCCUGCCAGAAGAAUUGCAUUGACAUUGCCGCAACCCUGAUGGACCACGGGGCUCUAGUGGACCAUGCGGCAGCCGACGGUGCAACCUCGCUCCAGCAACCAGGUUUGUAG